Molecule: messenger RNA, 7249 nt
Organism: Drosophila melanogaster (fruit fly)
Lineage: Eukaryota; Metazoa; Arthropoda; Insecta; Diptera; Drosophilidae
Gene: dlg1
Product: discs large 1
Exons: 18
Coding region: 811-3651 (946 amino acids)
Biological process (GO): embryo development ending in birth or egg hatching; apical junction assembly; GMP metabolic process
Cellular component (GO): anchoring junction; membrane; cytoplasm
Molecular function (GO): nucleotide binding; kinase activity; GMP kinase activity
Source: RefSeq, marked reviewed
GAUCCCAACUAGAACUAGUGUUCCCGUGAGCAGAGCAGAAAACCGUAAUAUAUAUUCUCCAACGUGCUGCCGCUACUUAUUUAUAUUAAACAUAAAAUGCCCGAAGGCUGUGCCAAACGCAUGUCCUUUUUGCCAAUGGUGAAUGCAAUAUAGAAUCAAAUCAAGUGAACGCGAAGUAAGCAAAUAAACGAUCUGAGUUUUUUUUUGUGUUGGUGUUGUUGUGUUGUGACGAGGAAAGUACGACAUUUCGAUGAUAGUCGCAUUGCAAUAUAAAGUGCAACAUAAAUGCUAUAGAACCGAAUGUGAAUGUGAGGAGCCAUUGAGCUGUGAAAUGUGAAAAUCGCAAAGAAAUCGAGAGAAAACGCACACGUCAAUGUAACCACAAAGCUGCCCCAAGAAAACGAAAAGUAAAAUAUAUAAAGAAAUUAAAAAAUAAACUAGCAAACUGAAAGCGCAAAAUUAAAAAAAAAACAACAAAUCUCGAACUUUGUUCGAAAGCCAAAGUAUCUAACAAAACAAUAUUUGUACAUAAAACACCAUCGAAUAGUAUAUAUAUAUAUAUACAUAUAUAUCAGAUAUAUAUACAGAUGUGCUGGCGAAACUAAAAGGAGGAGAACUCAAGGAAAAGCCAAAGCGAUUUUUCCGCACAUUUCCACUCGAAAGCGACUCCAGUAAAUUCUCAAAAUUGCGACCCACGCUUUUCCCAGUUCGGCGGCGUUGAACCACAAUCAAAGCUGCUGCACCACCGCCAUUUCCGCUGCCAUUUCCACCAGCACCACCAUAAAUAGUAGCAGAAACACCGCUCACAGAAUGCCAGUGAAAAAGCAAGAAGCUCAUCGGGCUCUCGAGCUGCUCGAGGACUACCACGCGAGACUUUCGGAGCCGCAGGAUCGGGCGCUGCGUAUUGCAAUCGAACGCGUUAUACGCAUAUUUAAAUCUCGCUUGUUUCAAGCGCUGUUAGAUAUACAAGAAUUCUAUGAAUUGACAUUAUUGGAUGACUCGAAGAGCAUACAACAAAAGACAGCGGAGACCUUGCAAAUUGCAACCAAAUGGGAAAAGGAUGGCCAGGCAGUCAAAAUAGCUGAUAAUCAGCGCAUGCGCAUCGAAUCGGACACGGAAAAUGCCAAGGAGCCAACUGUCGAGCAGCAGCAAAAGCAGCAGCAAGCGCAGCAGCGCAGUUCCCGCUCCCCGCAGCAGCAGAAUCCGCAGCAGCAGCAGGGAUCCAAAUCGAGGAGCGGGUCCCAGACUCUCCAUAAGGCAUCGUCCACAAAGGUGAAUGGCGAUGAUAGCUGGUUAUACGAGGACAUUCAGCUGGAGCGCGGCAACUCCGGAUUGGGCUUUUCCAUUGCCGGCGGUACGGAUAAUCCGCACAUCGGCACCGACACCUCCAUCUACAUCACCAAGCUCAUUUCCGGUGGAGCAGCUGCCGCCGAUGGACGUCUGAGCAUCAACGAUAUCAUCGUAUCGGUGAACGAUGUGUCCGUGGUGGAUGUGCCACAUGCCUCCGCCGUGGAUGCCCUCAAGAAGGCGGGCAAUGUUGUUAAGCUGCAUGUGAAGCGAAAACGUGGAACGGCCACCACCCCGGCAGCGGGAUCGGCGGCAGGAGAUGCUCGGGAUAGUGCGGCCAGCGGACCGAAGGUCAUCGAAAUCGAUCUGGUCAAGGGCGGCAAGGGACUGGGCUUCUCAAUUGCCGGCGGCAUUGGCAACCAGCACAUCCCCGGCGACAAUGGCAUCUAUGUGACCAAGUUGAUGGACGGCGGAGCAGCGCAGGUGGACGGACGUCUCUCCAUCGGAGAUAAGCUGAUUGCAGUGCGCACCAACGGGAGCGAGAAGAACCUGGAGAACGUAACGCACGAACUGGCGGUGGCCACGUUGAAAUCGAUCACCGACAAGGUGACGCUGAUCAUUGGAAAGACACAGCAUCUGACCACCAGUGCGUCCGGCGGCGGAGGAGGAGGCCUUUCAUCCGGACAACAAUUGUCGCAGUCCCAAUCGCAGUUGGCCACCAGCCAGAGCCAAAGUCAGGUGCAUCAGCAGCAGCAUGCGACGCCGAUGGUCAAUUCGCAGUCGACAGAGCCCGGGUCGCGAUACGCCUCUACAAAUGUCCUAGCCGCCGUUCCACCAGGAACUCCACGCGCUGUCAGCACCGAGGAUAUAACCAGAGAACCGCGCACCAUCACCAUCCAGAAGGGACCGCAGGGCCUGGGCUUCAAUAUCGUUGGCGGCGAGGAUGGCCAGGGUAUCUAUGUGUCCUUCAUCCUGGCCGGCGGCCCAGCGGAUCUCGGGUCGGAGUUGAAGCGUGGCGACCAGCUGCUCAGCGUGAACAAUGUCAAUCUCACGCACGCCACCCACGAAGAGGCAGCCCAGGCGCUCAAGACUUCUGGCGGUGUGGUGACCCUGUUGGCGCAGUACCGCCCAGAGGAGUACAAUCGCUUCGAGGCACGCAUUCAAGAGUUGAAACAACAGGCUGCCCUCGGUGCCGGCGGAUCGGGAACGCUGCUGCGCACCACGCAAAAGCGAUCGCUGUAUGUGCGCGCCCUGUUUGACUACGAUCCGAAUCGGGAUGAUGGAUUGCCCUCGCGAGGAUUGCCCUUUAAGCACGGCGAUAUCCUGCACGUGACCAAUGCCUCCGACGAUGAAUGGUGGCAGGCACGACGAGUUCUCGGCGACAACGAGGACGAGCAAAUCGGUAUUGUACCAUCGAAAAGGCGUUGGGAGCGCAAAAUGCGAGCUAGGGACCGCAGCGUUAAGUUCCAGGGACAUGCGGCAGCUAAUAAUAAUCUGGAUAAGCAAUCGACAUUGGAUCGAAAGAAAAAGAAUUUCACAUUCUCGCGCAAAUUUCCGUUUAUGAAGAGUCGCGAUGAGAAGAAUGAAGAUGGCAGCGACCAAGAGCCCUUUAUGCUUUGCUACACACAAGACGAUGCCAAUGCUGAAGGAGGCGAGAUUAUCUACAGGGUGGAGUUACCCGAUAUGGAGCAGAUAACUCUGAUCUACUUGGAGAAUAAUGAUGCUGACUAUCCUUCCGAGGAGAACGUGUUGUCCUACGAGGCCGUACAGCGUUUGUCCAUCAACUACACGCGCCCGGUGAUUAUUCUGGGACCCCUGAAGGAUCGCAUCAACGAUGACCUUAUAUCAGAGUAUCCCGACAAGUUCGGCUCUUGUGUGCCACACACCACCCGACCCAAGCGAGAGUACGAGGUGGAUGGUAGGGACUACCACUUUGUAUCCUCUCGCGAGCAAAUGGAACGGGAUAUUCAGAAUCAUCUGUUCAUCGAGGCGGGACAGUAUAACGACAAUCUGUACGGCACAUCGGUGGCCAGCGUGCGCGAAGUGGCCGAGAAGGGUAAACACUGCAUCCUGGACGUGUCCGGGAACGCCAUCAAGCGACUCCAAGUUGCCCAGCUGUAUCCCGUCGCCGUGUUCAUCAAGCCCAAGUCGGUGGAUUCAGUGAUGGAAAUGAAUCGUCGCAUGACGGAGGAGCAGGCCAAGAAGACUUACGAGCGGGCGAUUAAAAUGGAGCAAGAAUUCGGCGAAUACUUUACGGGCGUUGUCCAAGGCGAUACCAUCGAGGAGAUUUACAGCAAAGUGAAAUCGAUGAUUUGGUCCCAGUCGGGACCAACCAUUUGGGUACCUUCCAAGGAAUCUCUAUGACCAACAGCCACCACAACUUGGACACUGCCGCCUCGAGUUCGAUGUCGACCAGUCUCGAGAACAACAAUAGGAGCAACAGCAGCAGCAACAAAUCAGCAGCCGCAGCAGAAGACGCCGCACUGAUGAUGCAUCACAGUAACAACAGAUACUAAUACAACUACAACAACAACAAGAACAACAACAACAACAGCAACCACAGCAGCAGCCACAGCGACAACAACAAAAACAACAACACUGACAACGACAGGAAACGGAAAUGAAAACGGAUACGGAAACGUAACCACAGACCUGAACUAACCAAUUUGACCGCAGACAGAACAAAUUUAUUACGACGCAGCCGCAGCAGCCAACUUAAUGUAGCAAAUUGUCCAAAGCAAUUUUUUUUUGGAUGCACUCAUUGAUGUACGAUUAGUAGUUUAGGUGAACGUACAUCCACCAGCUAGACGGUGACGGAAAUGAGCGAACAUCAGAGCAAAGCAUUUGGCAUUAGGCAUAUGGCAUAUGGCAUAUGAGAUGAGAUAUGGGUGUUCAAACGGUAGCGGACAAAGGUGUAUAGUUUUUAGUUAGAACAAAGUUGGAUAUAAACAAAAGAAGCGAAAUAUAAUAUAAAAUAUGUAUAUAUAUAUAUAUCAAUAUAUAUAUAUAUAUAUAGAUAUAUACACCCACUUAUAUAGGUUAAGAUCCGAUUAUAAAAACAUAGAGAAGAGCGAAAAUGAGGGCUUUCUGGAGUUCGUUAAGCGCUAGAGUGUUGUUUGUUUAUGUUGAUGUUUAUAUACGAGAGCCAAGAGUUAUAGCGAGUUAGUUAUGUUGACGAUAAUGUGUUUUUUUGAUAUAUAUUGACCUAUAUGAAUAUGUAAACAUGCAGACGCAGGCACAGGCACCCCACCCAUGCACACCGAUGUUUUGCCGGUGAUAGUGAUGUUGAGGCACAAGUGCAUUGCAUUGCAUGGUGGUUAACUAUAAGUACGACAAUGUUUAGUAGCUGACUACGAAUAAUGACGACGAUGACGGGACGCAGAUGCAGAUGCAGAUGCAGAUGCGGAUGUGAAUGCGAUUGCGAACGGUUGCGGAUCUAGCGGAAAGUCAGACAAUGACGAUAACGAUUUACGAUUACGAUCUAAUGAUAAUGAUAAAUAUAUAUUGAUGAAUAUUGACGCUAAUAACGAUGGAGAUGAUGAAAAACGUUGGUGCAUUUGUUGUUAGAUGUAUGUAAUUUUUCCCACUCGCCUUUGCCUAAAAGCAACACAAAAUUAAAACAAACAAGAACGAUAUAUAAAACGUAUAAACACUAGUAACUAGCGGAAAAGUUGCAUAUAGAACCACGGAAAUUCAUUCACACAACCACUUACUAUACUAUAUCUGUACCAUUUAGCCCAUAGUCCGCAGAAGAUCGUCGAAACAAAGUCAUUUUACUAUAUAAACAAAACAUCCGCAUAAUAAUGUAAACUACGACAGAAAUUGAUUGGAAAAAAGGAGAAAUUGAAUUUGUUGUCGCGUUGAUUUAAACCUAUAUAAUGAGUAAAAUAUUGUAUAUUUAACAAUCUAUAAAACAAAUAUAGUAUGUAGAUAAUACACACAAACACACGAACCCAUAAAUAACACACACACACACACACACACAAAUGGACUACCGUUGCGGUCUAAUUUUAUACACACCAGACAAAUCGAAUUGCAAAUAAAUAAAUAAUUAAGAAAGUGACAAUGGAGAAGCAGAGCUGGAGAUGAGAUCAACUCAAACUAGAUAACUAUACAUAUAUUUGCUGAUUAAUUUAUGUAAACCAAUAUACGAUUUAUAGCCAACGCACAGAAAAUGAAAAACAAAAAAAAGCAAUACAUACGAAAUUUGUUCGAAAAAAUUUAGCUAAAUUCAAGUUGAGUGUUAACAUUAUAAUUCAUGCGAAUAUGCAUAUAUUCAAUUUUUUUUUUUAACUCUCCAUCUCUCCUGCUCGCCAUUAUACGAACUACUUAAAACAUUUUUUUUUAAUUAAAUUUUUUGUAUAUUGCAAAAACGUCGACGACGCCACAGCAGCAGCAGCUAUGGAUAUUAUUUCAAAAAUAUAUACAUAUAACUAUUAUACGAAUAAAGAGAAAACAAAUUCAUUAUAAUUUUCACAAUGUAUGCGCCGAGAGCAUUGUUAUAUUUAAUAAACAACCUAAAACAAAAAGGACAAACAAUGGAAAACAAAAUAAAAACUAUGCGAAUAAUUUCCACUCUAAACAAAAUGCAAAACAAAGCAAAACAAAAAAAAAAAAAAACGAAGAAGCUGAGGAACUCUAAGUGUAAUAAACUAAUUAAAAAUCGAACUUCUUAAUCAAUUUGAUACAUCCAACUAGCAUACGGAAAGCAUUGCAUUAACUAACAUUAAACGAUGUGCAGAGGAGUUAACUAUAGAUAACCGCUUAAACAGGGUGACUAUUCGUAGCAAGUGAUUUUUUUUCGCUCAAACAAAAAUACUUAAAUCACUGGUUAAGGCCCUAUUUUCCAUGCGGUUCUUCCGAAAGCGAGGCAGCCAGUGAACGAAAAAACCUAUACCAAAUUCAAAUCACUUUUCCAACUAGCCUUAGAUUUUACUAACAAACAUGAAACCCUCGAGAACUAACUAUCAAGCAAUUAUCAACUAGAUAAAGAAAAUAUAUAUUUAAAUUAGAGGCCCCAGGAGCGGCUGAGAAGGGCGACUUUCUUUUCUCAAAAAAACAUAAAAAAAAAAAACGCAAAAAUAAGUAUGAUACAAAAUGUAUAACCCUUUCGUCCCAGAUGAUAUAUAUAUAUAUAUAUAUAUAUAUAUGUAUGUAUAUCCUAUCCACUACACACACGCGCGCGCAUACAAAGCAUGGGAAAGCGUUUCAUCAAAAUUGUGCCUUUUCUUUUUGUUGUUGUUGUUGUCGAAUCGAAUCGAAUCGAAUUUCGAUGAAAAUAUACACACACAUAGACACAUGUACGGGCAGCUUUCGUAUGGUUUCCGCUCACACUUAUGUACAUCCCGUUUACAUCACAUUUACAUCCUGACCCACUGCCACCACCCCCAUGGAAACAAAAAACAAGGAAAUGGUUUUUUGCUAGUCAUACAUACACCCACGAGAAACUAGGAAAAAGAAAAAGAAGAAGAAGAAGGAAUCUUUAGCCUUAGCGAUCAGUAAAGAAAGUAAAUCAAAUUCAAUUUCGUUGAAGUUCGCGAUCAGAUCGGCAGUAGAGCUAUAUAUGCUAUACAUAUAUACAUAUACGAUAGUGCUAAAACCAAAACGGAAAUCGAUGGAUAGUAAUGAGUUUAAGAAUUGGGUUGAUAUAAAUGAAUAUAUGGGCAAAAAAAAAAAACACACAAGUACACCCAACAUAUGUACAAUACUCUCAUGUUCAUGUGCGAGAUACAAAUUGGAGACCCCAUUCGGCCUCAAAAUGCGUUUUCAUUAUGUAUUAUGUCAAAUGUAAUUUGUUCAUCAGCGGAUGAAACACUCGCCCACACUCAAAAAAAAAAAAAAAACACACUCGAAAUAAACCGUAAUAAAAAUACGUAAUCAUAUGCCUGGCAUUUUCAUUAUUUAGUUAUCAUGUACUUAAUUUUUUAGAUUUUAGCCGAUUGACGAGAAGUGUAUUCACUUU